Messenger RNA from Cloeon dipterum, 845 nucleotides. RefSeq names its product alpha-ketoglutarate-dependent dioxygenase alkB homolog 7, mitochondrial. Bases 102 to 836 code for a protein of 244 amino acids. Gene Ontology annotation, cellular component: mitochondrial matrix. The transcript is spliced from 4 exons. Gene Ontology annotation, biological process: DNA damage response; fatty acid metabolic process. Lineage: Eukaryota; Metazoa; Arthropoda; Insecta; Ephemeroptera; Baetidae. The record is from RefSeq and is a predicted model, not a curated record.
GUCCACCGGUGAAUGAGUGGAAUCACCUGUUCGUACGUUUCUACUGUUCGUACAGGACAAUUUUUCAUACCAAAACUUGACCUUGUCUCCUCUGAGAUGAAAUGAGUGUUUUAACGAGCAGAAUAGCCAAGAUUCCAGCAGCGACAUGGUCCCGAUCAAGACUUUUCAUCUUCCGAAGACCGUUUUCCGAAGAUUCCGCUCUGGCAUCGAAAAAUGAAGUUUAUUUGCAAAACAUCCCCGAUUAUCUGCACUUUCAUGAAAACUUCGACAGUGACUUGAUGAAGAAGAUUAUUUUUUCCAUGAAAAUCUACCCAAAUUUCAUCUCGCAAGCUGAGGAGGAAUCGAUUUUUGCUGAAAUUCAGCCGUAUUUGAAAAGACUUCGAUAUGAGUUUGAUCAUUGGGACGAUGCGAUUCAUGGCUACCGUGAAACCGAGAAAUUAAAAUGGAACGAAGCAAACACAAAAAUUAUUGACCGCCUCCGAGGCAUUGCUUUCCCUCCUGGAACUUCUCAAUUGGCGCAUGUCCACGUCCUGGACUUGGACGCCAAGGGUGUGAUUAAAGCCCACAUCGACAGUGUUAGAUUCUGCGGGAGCACCAUUGCUGGUAUAAGUCUGCUUUCCAAUUCUGUCAUGAGACUAGUCAACGACAAGCAAAAAGACCAGAUUGUCGACAUUUUUCUCCAACAGAGAUCAAUGUACAUAAUGAAGGACAACGCGCGGUAUGAUUACACCCAUGAGAUUCUAAGCGAGGAGAAUUCUUUUUUUAAAGGAGAAAAGGUUCCACGUUCAAGAAGAAUUUCUGUGAUUUGCCGCAAUGAGCCGCUUGCAGACAAGUAGAGUGAGAAU